Nylanderia fulva is the source of this 1679-nucleotide messenger RNA. RefSeq names its product rogdi atypical leucine zipper (gene rogdi). Gene Ontology annotation, cellular component: RAVE complex. The record is from RefSeq and is a predicted model, not a curated record. Lineage: Eukaryota; Metazoa; Arthropoda; Insecta; Hymenoptera; Formicidae.
CUGCGUCACGAAUGGCGCGAAGAUGACGGUCCAGUUGAUAAGUUAAUUUAAAAAAAUAGAAAUAAUUAAAUGUCAAGCCAAUGAAAUGACAGCGUCGACAUUCAAUUUAAAUGGACAGAGUCCGCUCUAUUCCAGCUGACAAUCUGACGCAGGCGUACAUACAUAUACAUAUGUAUAAACACGAGAUUACACACUCGUGGUGUGACUACUUGAUCGACAAGUGGAACUGGUAGUAGAGACACCAGAUCCACCAGACAAGACGCGCCAGAUCAAAUCAUCCAAACGCCAGAAAAAUGGCAGACUGCGAGAAGGAGGAGGCGCACAAUCUCCAAAUGGAGUUCGAGUGGGUGCUUCACGAGGAAGUGCACAACUCGUUGUCGCAGCUCAGAAAUAUUUUGAUGGAGUGCGCUCAGCGAUUCCCAUUGGCACUCUUUGGCAACGAUCAGCAUAACAAAACUGACAGAUUCGUCUUCGCAGCCCCACACGAUCAAGUGAAAUGUGUCGCCGUUUUGACAGGCGACAGUAUUACAAAUGCGGAAGUGAAUUUUAAAGUACAACGACAACAGAAUAUCAAUAUGAGAACGAGUAUUCAAAACGAACAUCCCUGGAAAUUGCAACAAAUUCAAGAUGCCGCCAAUCAUUUACAACAGGGUAUCGCUCAUAUAGAUAAUGUAGACAGACAUUACCUGUUUAAAACAUCGGACGAAGUUAUGCAUGUGCUAGGUAAUAUCUUGGGCUGUCUUCAAAGGAGCAGAACCAGUUUAAUUGUUCCUAGAAAGAAGACAAUUGAUGAUCUUAUCAAGAGUCGAAAUAUGAAAUCUCUGAAUCCAAAUCUUCCAGAGAAUUUGGCCAUUAGCUUUUACAUUCAAAGCUACAAACUGGUUUUAGCUAUUUAUCAGUUAGAGAAUGCUCAUGGCAGCGUCAAGUACGAAACCCAGCAGGCGGAAUGCAGUGUGCCAUGGCUAAAUGACGCUCUUGUAUUGCUUACUAUUGCGCUACAACUUUGUCAACGAUUGAAAGAUAAGAUAUGCGUCUUCUCUCAAUACAAAGAUUUUACGGUAGGUUCUCGUGUUCCUUCCGCAAUGGGAUGGUAACCUAACACCAAGAAAAUUUUCGUAUUUAAACGGAAUUUGAUAGCAUAUAAUGGUGUUAUAUGCAAGUGAAAAAAAAUUUGGCCUCAACCAGUAAUGUUUACUCCGGCCUGUGUUUUUACAUCUGUUGAUUGUUGUCCUCUUAUUGUAUUUCUCAUUGCACUAGAAUGUUGUUCUAGCGUUUCUAAAUGAGUAUAGUGUGCGCCUAGUAUAAUAAUAAUAAUAAUAAUAACAACAAUAAUAAUAUAUACGGUGUAUUAUGUAAUAUAUUAACUAUUGAGUUGGAUCAAAGAUUUACAUAAAUAUGUAAAUCAGCAAUGGAUAAUAACAAAUCACUAUAGGCUAGAAAUGGAAGACUAAGAGCAUUUUGCCAAUUAUUGGUGUGCCUAUCACCAUGUUAUACUGUGUUCUUCCCAUUUCUGCAAUAGUUUUCAUGAAUGUCUAAGUCUUUAACUUUGGCAAAUAAUAUUUGAAGUUAUCAUUUUAUCUACAAGAGUUGAUAGAAUGAAAUAUUUAAUACAUUUACUGUGAUUCUAGAAAUGUAUGCUGUAAUCCUCUCCUUACUGAACAUUUGAAUAUGCUUUCAUA